AUGGCUGGAUUACAGGGACUUGGUGGUGUUCAUGCACCUGCUGAAGGCCUCGAUUGGCAGCGGCAUACUUUUUCUUCCACACGCGUUCAGGCGAGCCGGGUGCAGUGUUCACAUAUUCUUUGUAAACGGUUUAAAAAACCAUCGAUGGAUCUCGCUGAAAUAGUAUCCUCGUCAUUUGCACUUGGACCAAAAAGAAUUCGAAAGUACACACCGCACUUCAAUGUCAUUACAAAUAUACUUAUAUGUUUCAUUCAAUAUGAAACAGUUAUUAUAUACUCGAUAUAUGUCGCUACUUCAACCCAACAGAUAAUUGAAAAUUUCGUAGAUACAUCAAUCAACACUCGUAUUUACAUAAUUAUGUUUUUGCCGAUUUAUUGUAUCCUCGCACUGAUGCCUAAUUUUAAAUACCUCAUGCCUUUCUCCAUUUUGGGAACAAUAUUUCUUGUUCUAGGAUUUAUAAUAACGCUUUAUUAUUUUUUUGACGACUUCAAAUUACCUGGACGGCUUGAAAUCUUUACUAAUAUUACUUCAGUACCCAUUUUCAGUAAUAUUUUUUUAUUCGCCGUUCAUAAUAUGACGAUGAUAAUGCCGCUAGAAAACAGUAUGAAAAAUCCAAAAAAUAUGCCGCGGAUAUUAACGUUGAGUAUGAUGUUAAAUAUGUUUGUUUACAUGGCCUUUGGAUUUUUUGGAUAUAAUAAGUAUCAAGAUGCCUGUGACACAGUCAUUAAAAACUUACCAUUUAAUCAAGUCGCGUCAAACCUCGUUAAAAUAGCUGUAACAUUGUCCGUGAUUUGCACAUAUGGCCUCCAUUAUUAUGUGCCAGUGACUAUUCUAUGGCCAAUGAUAAUUAAAAAAUCUGAAGCGAUAAUAGGAAAUCAUGCUAAAAUGUAUAAAAUUCUAUUCAAAUUAGGUGGUGUAACUGUCUCAACAUUUCUUGCGGCUGCAAUUCCACAAGUAGUACCGGUACUUGGAUUUUUGACAGCUUUCAGUAUGACAACUACAAUGUUAUUAAUGCCUAUUGUAAUUGAAAUAAUGACCAAGUGGUACGACAAAACGCCAUUUAUUUAUUUGUUUUUGCGUUGGACUAAAAAUGUUAUUAUUAUUAUACUGUGGCUCUUAAUGUUUGUAAGUUAA
Microplitis demolitor is the source of this 1134-nucleotide messenger RNA. Its product is annotated as proton-coupled amino acid transporter-like protein pathetic. Gene Ontology annotation, cellular component: vacuolar membrane. NCBI's taxonomy places the organism in Eukaryota, Metazoa, Arthropoda, Insecta, Hymenoptera, Braconidae. Gene Ontology annotation, biological process: amino acid transmembrane transport. The record is from RefSeq and is a predicted model, not a curated record. Gene Ontology annotation, molecular function: amino acid transmembrane transporter activity. Bases 1 to 1134 code for a protein of 377 amino acids. The transcript has 5 exons.